AGGAAUCAUGUUGUCAUCUCAGAGAAGAUUGAACUUUCAAGAAUCCAUUGGUUGUGCAUCACAGAAUCUAAUAAUCGCAAAUUUGAAAUCCAAUCCACUGGUGAAGGUGACAGGUGAUAACCUAGAUAUAUAUAUUAUGAGAUCAAACCUGACAUCAGACAACAGGAAUCUGGAUCUUCAUCUAUUUACCUCAAAUAUCAUUUUUAGUCGAGUUGCUACAGUUGACAUGAAUAAUGAUAUACCAAAUACUGAUGUGUCCCAAUUAUCUGCAGAUGAUGUUCUCCUUAGAGCAAGUGGCCCAGAAAGACUUAAGUUCAUGGAUGUAUGUUGUGUGUUGCUCUGCAGAAUAUUAUGUCAAUUGCCAUAUUUUCAGAAGUUUGGGAAGAUUUUGCCAAAACAUAUUCCACAUGAAUUUUCACAGAAAAUGGCUAGUGCUUCAAAAGUUAUGUCAUUGCCCAUCCAGUUCAAAAAUGAAGCUAAGCAUGAAGAUUGCUUAGCAAUUAUGGAUAAGUUUGAAGACCAGAUUACAACAAUGUACCAAACUGCCUUCGGUAAUUUGGAAACUCUUAGAAAAUUCAAAGUGGUUUUGGGGGGAGACCAGUUAACGAGAGCAAGAUUGCAAGAGGCAAAAAACCUGCGGACCAUCUCUAUAACACCUGAAAGAAGAUUUGAUGAUUUGAACCCAAUUGUAAUUGAGAUGUGGCAUAACAAACAAGACUUUUUAGAGAAAUGCUUCAAGUGCUUAUACAAGGGUGAGAAUUCUCCUGGAACACUCAGCUUUUUCAAAACGCUCUUACAUCGGACAAAUGUGAAUGGGCAGGUGAAAGGAAGAUUCCAACCCCACUUUGAUCUUCUUAUGACUGUUGGGGAGGGACUGGUUAAAGAACAGUUUAUGGAAUUUUUCCAAAUGGAGAAUAAGUACAGCCAACCCAACCACAAGAACUUUGAAGAUAUUGACAUCAAAUCAUCUGAAGAACAGAAAUCUUUAUUACUGGCUGCUGUGAUUGAUUUUAUGAAGUAUUUUGGAUACUGCAAUGCAGAUACAGCUGAAGGUCUUCCUCAACCACUAAGGGGAACAUUGAAAUACCAUCUACAAAAAACAGGGGAUGAAAAUCAGUGGAUUCUAGUGCCAUACCAUGAAAAACCACUAGAUGAUGAAGUCUUUAACUAUUCAAUGCAACUCUGUCAUUGGUAUUUGCAUAUUUUGGAGCUGCAUGAUACCGCAAAAGAAGGUGAUCUAAAUCGAACAAUUCUCAACUGUAAAUAUUCAAUUCCAUUUUUCUAUUCUCAUUCAAGAUUAAGCAAAUACCUGGUUGAGAAUGUGGACUAUCUAUUGAAAACAGAAAAAUUACUGUCUCCUUUGCAACGCAUUCGUGUUUUGGAGGGUUCCUAUGUCAACAUUUGGGGUGGUCAUGGCAAUAAUGUUGAAUGUGACUUAGUACAGGCACACAGUGUAUGUAAUCAAAAAGCUCUAAUCAAAGCAUUGGGAGCAAACAAAAGUGAGAAAUCCAUUUCUCGUGUGACCGCAUCAGCUGAUGCAAUUGAUGAAGUCUGCACAAAAUUUGAUAGAAGUGUGAAUUUAAAGCCAAAAAGUGGCAGACAUUCUUUGUCAUUUUCUGAAGCAGACAGUGAAAUUGUUUAUAAAAAAUUGAGAGACUUAAGACCAUUUCAACACUACCCAGGCAGAACCUGUAAGGGAUUCAAUAAUAUAAGCCCUGUUCCACUCCCUGGGGAAGAAAUGCCCAAACUGAGAGAGAGACUUAACCAAAUCAUAAAGAGACUUUCACGUGGCUUUCAAAUUAUGCCGGCUGAGGAGGAUGCGUUUGAUCCUGAUAAUGAAAUUAUUGAUAAUCUGCCACCAUUAUGAAUCUGUUGUCUGUAAAUACGACAACAUUUCCCCUAUGUUGUUUGCUUCGUGCAUGGAGAUUUUAUAAUUUUAUCCAUUGCAUAAGUUACAUGUAUGGCAUUAUGUUAAAUGGAUUAGAACAAUUUCCAUUUUUGCUUAAGGUCUAAGUUGGCUUCACCAAAUAAAGAAUGCUGUAUCACUCUGUAUCUAAUACAUGUAUAUUCAAAGCUGUUAGCAAUUCAUGGUUAUUCAUGGUGAACUGUAAUGUAUUUAUUUUUCUACAACCUGUUAAAAGAUUUCAA
Messenger RNA from Saccostrea echinata, 2148 nucleotides. RefSeq lists its product as uncharacterized. The record is from RefSeq and is a predicted model, not a curated record. The transcript has 4 exons. Lineage: Eukaryota; Metazoa; Mollusca; Bivalvia; Ostreida; Ostreidae. The coding region runs from base 8 to 1867 and encodes 619 amino acids.